Asparagus officinalis (garden asparagus) is the source of this 1013-nucleotide messenger RNA. RefSeq lists its product as uncharacterized. The transcript has a single exon. NCBI's taxonomy places the organism in Eukaryota, Viridiplantae, Streptophyta, Magnoliopsida, Asparagales, Asparagaceae. The record is from RefSeq and is a predicted model, not a curated record. Bases 332 to 859 code for a protein of 175 amino acids.
AAUCUCCAGCUAUUACGCGCACCGCAACCCUCUAUAUAUCUCCCUCUCCAUAUCAAUCCACACCCAAUAUUUUUUCAAUCUCAAUACUUUUCAUGACCUACUCUUCCUCCUCUUUCACCCUAUAAACUCGAUCUCUUUUUCUACAAAAUCUACACCGAUUUCUGUGGUGGAGAAUACCUUGAAUCCGUAUGCACCAACAUCUUUCUCGUCUAUCGUGUCGUGGAGAGGAUCUGAAUCCAUUUUUUUUGGGGACAAAAUUUACAUUAAUAUUUUACUCGGUUAUAUUUCGCCGCCUGUUGAUAGUGGAGAUGAUCUGAAUCCAUUUUAUGUCAUGGGUUGUUGUUUCUCCUUCUCUACCAGCAAAGCCGCCGCCUCUCCUCCCACCACCGCGAUCGUCAUCGCAACCGAUGGCUCCCUCACCGAACACUCCGUCCCCGUGACGGCCUCCAAAGCCCUCGGCAUCGACCAUCUGACACGCUUUCUGUGCAACUCCGACUCUCUCUCCUUCGAAAACUCCGUACCCCCACUGAACCCCCACGAUCUCCUCGAAGAGGAUCAAAUAUACUUCGCUCUGCCCAAAAGCAAGCUCGGGUGUCCUCUAACGGGCGAGGACAUGGCGGCUUUGGCCGUUAAGGCGAGCGCGGCGAUGGCGCUGGCUUCGAGGAGGAGCGGCAGGAAGAGGCGGGAAAUCAGGGUCUCGCCCGCGCCGGUGGCGAACGAGGCGACGGCGGCGAGGAUGGCGAGGCAGAGGUCGGUGAAGGAGAAGAUUGGGAGGAGGAGGAGUGCUUCGAUGUGGGCGAAGGCGGUUAGGAGGUCGCUCCGACGAACUCUGAGUACGGUUGAGGAGGGUGAUGAAUGAAUAUUGAAGACAUCCACUAAUUUUAGCUGUAGGGUUUAGUUUGUGAACUCUUUUUCAUUUUAUUUUAUUUUAUUUUAUUGGAGGGGUUAUGGGUUUAAUCCUGUACUUUGUAAAUAUGAUGUGAGGAUUAGUGAAGUUUUUAGUUAAUGAGUCA